Molecule: messenger RNA, 1190 nt
Organism: Aedes aegypti (yellow fever mosquito)
Lineage: Eukaryota; Metazoa; Arthropoda; Insecta; Diptera; Culicidae
Exons: 5
Coding region: 1-1068 (355 amino acids)
Source: RefSeq, a predicted model, not a curated record
AUGGGUCGAAAACGACUGACUGCUGCCAAGAAACGUGUGCUCCGAAGUGCGACUGCAAAAAACAUUGGAUUCCUGGUUGAAAAACUUCCGGAAUUGCAGGAAUCUAACGUAAAGAGCACACCAGCAAGCAAAAAAGUGAAAUUUCAAUCCGACAUUGACGUGCAGGACGAUGAUUCUGGACCUGACUUAGUAGUCAAUAAGGAUAGAGAUUUCGAAAAAUAUAUGGGCUCAGAUACCGAUGAUGAUUCACCAUGCGAAUCCAUCGCCGCGCAACCUGUUUCGAAGCCGCUGCUUAGAACAUAUCGCCGGAGAAUAACCAUCGAUGAGUUGCUCGAGGAUUGGAAUGUCGGUGAUCAGAAUGCAACAACAAACAGCGGAAUUGGAGUAAAUUUGGAAGAACCAUCGGAACCUAUCGCGAAAAGCAGCAAUACAAUUGAAUGUUCGUGUGGGAUGGCAGAAGAGGCUAAAAAAUACAAGAAUUUGUAUGAGUCUCUACUUACGGCAACGAUGGAUAAAGAAGCAGUACGUCAAGAUUCUCUAGAUCCUGCUACCAAGGAAAAGCUUCUCAAACAAAAUGCGGAACUGCUUGGACGCAACGCAAAGCUUCAGGAAGCCUUGACAUCGAAGCUGUUGCCACAGCCCGAAGUUCCUUUCAAAGAUGUGAAAGGCGAUUUUCUGGACGCUGAGACCAUCCGUUUGAUUUCAAUAGAAGCUGACACGGAUUAUCUAUUCAUGAAGUUUCUCAUGAUGAGACUAUGGCCGGAGGGUUUAACCGGUCGUUCAGUUACCGGGCGUCGGUCUAAUAAUCCUUCGGGCCGUUCAAAAUCAAAGCCUUCAAACGCCAGCGACCAUACGGAACUCCCAGAAUCAACCAACGUCAUCAGAGCCGCUGAGGAUGCCGAAGGAGCAACAAAGCGUCCCCUCGAAAAAGAUAGGGUCGAUUUUCUGAUCUCUUGUCUGUAUCGCCGUCGAGUAUUCUUGAAGGAUGAUGCCAAUACUGCCCAAGUUCAUACCAAAGCAGGAAUCUCGCUGAUGACACGAGUAAUCGCGAAUUCGACGCGUAAGUGAGACAAGAUUCAGCGAAUUUGCGGAUGCGAUUUUUAAUCAUUAAUUUUUAACGUGUAACUCUUGACUGUUUGAAUUGUUUUGUUACCUGUUACUUUGUCAUUAGACAUUAUGAGUUAGACAAA